This is a messenger RNA of Camellia sinensis, 3861 nucleotides long. Its product is annotated as lysine-specific demethylase JMJ18. NCBI's taxonomy places the organism in Eukaryota, Viridiplantae, Streptophyta, Magnoliopsida, Ericales, Theaceae. The record is from RefSeq and is a predicted model, not a curated record. Gene Ontology annotation, biological process: regulation of gene expression; chromatin remodeling. Gene Ontology annotation, cellular component: chromatin; nucleus. Gene Ontology annotation, molecular function: histone H3K4me/H3K4me2/H3K4me3 demethylase activity.
CCUCUCUCUCUCUCUAGAACCCUCCUUUCUCUCUCUAGAUCCAACUUCCUCCUCGUUUUAGGAGUCCUUAUCCUGCUUGUUUUUGUUUACAAAAACAAUAUAUAUAAAUAUAUAUUUUGUUAUAUUAUUAAAAAAAAAAGAGUAUUUAAAUAUAGGAAGAAAAAUAAGCAACAUUCGCUUCAAACGUGGAUUUUUAGGGCCUUUUUGAGUUGAAAAGCUACGGUAUUUGAAUGUGUUCAAAAUUUCUUCACCUAAAGGGUAUCAGUAAUCUCAAUUUCUUGAAAUUAUCUCAACCAACACGGUAGCUUCAGGCUGUUAUUUCCAGAAAACAACUGCUGAUCCCAAAUCACUGCAACAACACUGUGAGCAAGUGAAGAUUAAACUGUCCUGCAGAUAUCGAAAUUGGAUUGAUUAUCGAGAAUUUGAUACGAGCUCCAGAGCAAAAAUUGAUUGUGAAAAAGAGCAUGAAGGAUCACUCGUCCAAGAACAUGCACAAAAAUGACAACAGUCUUGGGUCCUCAGCCAGCCCUCGAAGUCGGGAGAUAUUGGCUAGAUGGAAUCCUGUUGGAGCAUGCAGGCCUGUCAUUGAUGAAGCUCCUGUUUUUUACCCGACUAUUGAGGAGUUUCAAGAUACACUCGGUUACAUAGCAAAGAUACGCCCCAAAGCAGAAGCGUAUGGUAUAUGUAGAAUUGUACCUCCUCCUUCCUGGAUUCCACCUUGCCCUCUUAAAGACAAGAAUAUAUGGGAAAAUGCUAAAUUUUCUACACGAGUUCAGCAAGUUGACUUGCUUCAAAAUAGAGAGCCCAUGAAGAAAAAAAGAGGCCGGAAGAGAAAACGAAGGGGGCAUUCAAAGAUGGGAACUACUAGGAGUCGUCGUAGUUCUGAAGGAUCCGAAUUGAACGCCACUUCUGACACUGAUGAGAAGUUUGGUUUCCAGUCAGGAUCAGACUUUACAUUUGAAGAGUUUCAGAAAUUUGCCAAAGAUUUCAAGGAGUGUUAUUUUGGGAUGAAGGAUGCAAUAGAGGGAAGAAGUGCUGAUGGGACUGAACAGAAUGAGAGCUGGGAACCCUCAGUUGAGGAAAUAGAAGGCGAGUACUGGCGGAUUGUUGAGCGGCCAACAGAUGAGGUUGAGGUAUAUUAUGGAGCUGAUCUGGAAACUGGAGCAUUUGCUAGUGGGUUCCCCAAGGCAUUGUCUUUUCUAUCCAAAAAUGAAUCAAAUCAGUAUAUGGUUUCAGGUUGGAAUUUGAAUAACUUUCCACGCUUGCCUGGUUCUGUACUAUGUUUUGAAGAAUGCGAUAUCUCGGGAGUUCUAGUGCCAUGGCUCUAUGUGGGGAUGUGCUUUUCAUCAUUUUGCUGGCAUGUUGAGGACCACCACCUCUACUCGCUAAACUAUCUACACUGGGGUGAUCCAAAGAUUUGGUAUGGAAUACCUGGAAGCCGUGCUUCUGAGUUGGAGACUGCCAUGAGAAAGCACCUACCGGAUUUGUUUAAGGAGCAACCUGAUUUACUUCAUGAACUAGUAACUCAGCUGUCUCCUUCGGUUUUGAAGUCUGAUGGUGUACCCGUGUAUAGAACUGUCCAGCAUUCUGGGGAGUUUGUUCUUACCUUUCCAAGGGCAUACCAUUCUGGAUUUAAUUGUGGCUUCAAUUGUGCGGAGGCCGUGAAUGUGGCCCCCGUUGAUUGGUUAGAACAUGGGCAAAGUGCAGUUGAGCUCUACAGUCAGCAACGGCGCAAGACAUCACUGUCUCAUGACAAGUUGCUAUUAGGGUCAGCGAGGGAAGCUGUCCGAGCCCUUUGGGAGCUUUCAGUUCUCAAAGGCGAGACUCCGAGAAAUUUGAGUUGGAAAAGUGUCUGUGGAAAAGAUGGGAUACUUACCAAGGCAGUUGAGAAAAGGGUUCUCAUAGAAGAGGAGAGAAUGCAUCAGCUUCCGACCCAGUUUCAGUUUCUAAAGAUGGAAAUAGAUUUUGAUGUAAAAAGUGAGCGAGAAUGUUUUUCAUGUUUUUAUGACUUGCACCUUUCUGCUGCCUGCUGCAAGUGCUCCCCAGACAGGUUUGCGUGUCUUAAACAUGCAAACUUGUUAUGUUCCUGUGAGUUGGACAAUAGAUUUGUCCUUCUUCGUUACAGCAUGGAUGAAUUAAAAACACUGGUUGAAGCGUUGGAGUUGAAAUUGGAUGCUAUAAAAGCAUGGGCAUCAGAAUCAGCUUCUGUAAAUGGAAAAGAUAGAUCUUCUGCUGAGCUUGAUGUGGAGAGAAAGACAUCUGGAAGUAAUGGUCUAAAGAAAAAGGAAGAUCCAUCUUGUUCCCCGGCAAACAAAGAUAUUGAUAUAAACGACCCUUGCAGUUCGUGUUAUUUUCAUGUUUCUUCUGAAGUAGCUCCUUCGAACACUGAGCAAACAACUUUCAAUUUAUUUGAAUCACAGAGCAUGGUAGGUGAGCAUAAUCGAGAAGCUCCUCUUAUAACCGAUGAAGAUCAGGUAGCACAGGAAUGCUGUUUUGAUUUGAAUGUAGGAGACGUGACUGAUGAACAAGCAAGUGGUUUGCAGCAAAUAUCUGAUAGCUGUGAUAAUUAUGGCACAAAUCCACAGAAAGGAUUAGAUACAAUGCGACUCGGUAGUGAUUCCGAUUCCUCCGUUUCACACAUUAUUUCAAACAAAGAUCGUCCUUCAUGUUCGGGGAAUGCAGGGAAUUCAUGGGCAUCUGAUGGUGGUAAGUUGUUUGGGGUUGAUCUUUCAUUUUCCCAUUCACAUUCAAAUGGUCCGUUGAGCUUCUUGUUAAAAUCCGAAACAGUAGAUCACUCGGACAUGAGCAGAGAAGGUUGUUUGAUACAGAAGUUGAGAUUUUGUGUUGAUCCUAUAAUUCACGGAACGCUAAUGGUUGGAAAGCUGUGGUGCAACAAGCAGGCCAUCUUCCCAAAAGGAUUCAGAAGCCAGGUGAAGUUCUUUGAUGUGCUCAAUCCAAACAAAAUGAGUAGCUAUAUAUCAGAAAUACAAGAUGGUGGGCUCCUUGGGCCUUUGUUCAAGGUUACCUUAGAGGAGUGUCCAAGUGAGAGCUUUGUAAAUAUUUCAGCAGAGAAGUGUUGGGAAAUGGUGUUGGAAAGGCUAAAUCAAGAAAUCGAAAGGCAGAGCAAUUUAGGAAAGCAGGGACUGCCACCCGUACAGCCUUCAGAAAGCAUUAAUGGGCUUGAAAUGUUUGGGUUUCUCUCACCACCCAUUGUUCAGGCUAUUGAGGCUCUUGAUCCGAAUCAUAAAUGCACAGAGUACUGGAACCACCGGCUUUCAUUCAAGGAGCCUGAAGUGCCAAAAAGCUCAAGCGAAGAGAAUUACACCAAUAAGUACCCUUCUGGAUCAAGUCAAUCUGCAGGGGAAAUGGAAACAAAACUUUUUGGUUUCGAUUUGACAAAGCAAGAGCAAGAUAAUUUAGCAGUAGGUAACAGUAAUCAUUCAGUUCAUGAUGAGUUGCAAUCUGUACUGCAAAGAUUAUUGAAGAAAGCAAAUCCCGAAGAAUUGAAAAUGAUGCAUAGAAUAUUGUGCAGUGAGUCAAGAAGCCCCGAAUGGAGAGUGGCACUCGCAACAUUGACUGAGGCGAUCCAGAGAACUUGUAAAUAACGCCCAACCAUUCUUUGACAAUUCAGGUAGCCUCUUACAUGUAGUCAAUUUAUUAGUCUCAUUCUUUCAAAAUUCUGGAUAAUGGAUAGAGAUCCUGAUUCUGGGUCAUGCACAAAAUAUUUGCGUGCUUGCACAUGAUGCUGAUUUUUGAUCUUGAUUAAUAGAUAGUGGUGUUAACUUAUUGUAGCAAUGACUUUUUGUACAUUAUAAUUUUUUAUCGAGACCAUUUGAAAUAUACAUGCCAGUUUUGUUUUGA